Lasiosphaeria miniovina is the source of this 168-nucleotide messenger RNA. RefSeq names its product cytochrome b-c1 complex subunit 9. The record is from RefSeq and is a predicted model, not a curated record. The annotation marks the transcript as partial. Gene Ontology annotation, biological process: mitochondrial electron transport, ubiquinol to cytochrome c. The transcript is spliced from 3 exons. NCBI's taxonomy places the organism in Eukaryota, Fungi, Ascomycota, Sordariomycetes, Sordariales, Lasiosphaeriaceae.
AGCACCUUCUUCCGGAGGAACUUCACCAUGCUAGGUGUUGUCUUCGCCGGAGCAUUCGGCUUCGAGAUGUUCUACAACACAACAAUGGACAAGAUCUGGGACCACCACAACCGAGGGCGCCAAUGGAAGGACAUCCGGCACAAGUACGUAGAGGCCGAGGAGGACGAC